AUGGCCCUGCAGCAGAGCUCUGCUUUGCAAAAGCUUAAGCUUUUGGUUCGGUUGGAAGAAGAAGAGGCGAAUGACGAUUAUGAGCAAGGGAAGUUGCUGCUUGAGCUGCAUCAACGAAGUAUUCCUAGGAGUUGUUGGGUGCGGUCCUGGAUUUGCCGGAGGAAGGACCAGGGACAGUUCGACCAACUGAUGAGGGAGCUGGAAGACGAGGAUGAAGAUGCAUUCACGAACUUUUUGAGGGUUACCCCUCAAAUGUUUAAAGAGCUAGAGCAGCGACUGCAUGAAAGACUGGAGAAGCAGGACACCUUCUUCAGGAAAGCCCUCUCGCCCGCGCUGAAGCUGGCCAUCACCCUUAGACACCUGGCCACGGGUGACAGCUACAAGUCACUCAUGUAUAGCUUUAGGGUAGCCCACAAUACCAUUUCACUCAUAGUACGUGAGGUAUGCACUGCCAUCAUUGAGGAAUAUGGUGACGAGCUGGUGAAGUGCCCUACCAGCCCACAGGAAUGGAAAGCAGUCGCACAUGGCUUCGAAGACCGCUGGAACUCUCCCCAUACCAUUGGUGCUUUGGACGGCAAGCAUGUGGCAAUCAAGUGCCCCAAGGAUAGUGGGUCCAUAUUUUACAAUUACAAGGGUUUUUACUCUAUUGUACUCAUGGCCCUAGUAGACGCCAACUACAAAUUCUUGUGGGUAGAUGUUGGAUACGAAGGCUCUACCUCUGAUGCACAGCUCUUCAACUCGUGUGAACUAAAACAACGCCUUAAAUCUGACACCCUUGGAGUGCCUCUACCAGAGCCCAUGACCAACGAUGAUGUAGACACCCCCUACUUCUUUGUAGCAGACGAGGCCUUCGCCCUGAGGACAUGGCUAAUGAAGCCGUAUGCAAGGACGGCUAUGGCUAGACAUGAGAGAAUCUACAACUACCGGCUGUCCCGGGCAAGGAGAGUGGUGGAGAAUGCUUUCGGCAUUCAUGCCAACCGAUUUCAGUGCCUGCUGACCACUCUCCGACAAAACCCUUCGACCGUCAGGACCAUGGUACAGGCAUGUGUAUGCCUGCACAACUUGAUGAGAACCCGCUACCCUUGCAUCCAGAAUUCAGCCUUGGAUAGGGAGGACGCCGAGCAUAACAUAGUGCCCGGUUCCUGGCGAGGAGAGCAGACCCUAGCUGAACUUAGGCAGCCGGCUAGAGGUCGCUCGGCUACUCAGGCAGCUCAGGCCCAAAGGAAUUACAUCAAGGCCUACUACAACAGCCCUGCUGGUUCUGUUCCCUGGCAGGAGUCAAAGAUUUAA
Strongylocentrotus purpuratus (purple sea urchin) is the source of this 1290-nucleotide messenger RNA. Its product is annotated as putative nuclease HARBI1. The record is from RefSeq and is a predicted model, not a curated record. The coding region runs from base 1 to 1290 and encodes 429 amino acids. Lineage: Eukaryota; Metazoa; Echinodermata; Echinoidea; Camarodonta; Strongylocentrotidae. The transcript has a single exon.